GUUGAACGGAAUUCCCUCACACUCUUCUGUCUCACAUGCUAUCCAUAUAUUCUUCUCCUCACCCUCAUCCCUAACCCUAGUUAACUUAACCACAGUUACCCUCUCCUCAACCCUAGUCAACCGUCUCCUCCACCUUUAAUACCACACUCCUAUCUCUUCCCUCACUCCCUUUGAAGUUUCAGUGCAUUGCUUUUCCUCUCUUUGCUAACGUAAACCAUGGGUGCACUCUACAUUUUCCUCUUCACUCUCAUGUCCUUUACUAUUUCCAUUCAUGCACACAACAUUACUGAAAUCUUAAGCAAAUUCCCAGAGUACAGUGAGUUCAACAGUUACCUCACACAAACAAAACUCGCCGACGAAAUCAACAGCCGUACAACUAUCACUAUCUUAGCUUUAACCAAUGGAGCCAUGGCCGAUGUUGUCGGCAAACACCCACUUUCUGUCAUAAAAAACGUUCUUUCCCUUCACAUCUUGCUUGAUUACUUUGACAACACUAAACUCCACAAGAUCUCUGACGGCACUACACUUACCACUACCCUUUACCAAACAACUGGUAAUGCUAACGGCAACUUAGGUUCCGUUAACAUCACCGAUCUUAAAGGCGGUAAAGUGGGUUUCGGCUCAGCUGUUUCACACUCGCCAUUAGCGUCCACUUACACUAAAUCCGUGAAGCAAAUCGAGUACAAUAUCUCUGUGUUGGAGAUUAGUUCUCCGAUUAUUGCUCCGGGUAUUUUGACUGCUCCGGCACCGUCUGCUUUGGACUUUAACAUAACAGCGGCAUUGGAGAAAGCGGGAUGCAAAACAUUUGCUUCGUUGCUUGUCCAAUCUGGGGUUCUUAAGACGUAUCAAACUGCCAUUGCUACGGGUUUAACUGUCUUUGCACCUAAUGAUGAGGCGUUCAAGGGCAAAAAUGUUCCAGAUCUGAACAAACUGAAAAGUGCUGAGGUGGUUUCGCUGUUACAGUAUCAU
Molecule: messenger RNA, 969 nt
Organism: Nicotiana tabacum (common tobacco)
Lineage: Eukaryota; Viridiplantae; Streptophyta; Magnoliopsida; Solanales; Solanaceae
Product: fasciclin-like arabinogalactan protein 10
Cellular component (GO): plasma membrane
Source: RefSeq, a predicted model, not a curated record